AUGUAUGCCCGGGGCCAUCUCGAGGGCUCCGGCCGAUGGGUGCUGGAGGACUGCCAGGCAGACAGUGGAGGAGGGAUCUUCAUCGAGGAAGGGCACAUAAAGCUCACCGGCCCGGCUAUGACCUGCAACAGAUGUCUUGCAAGAGCCGGUGCUGGUGGCGCUUUCCACGUGGGAAGCAUGACUGCCUCUGGCAUGGUGACAGUCAGAAACAGCACGGCUGCCAUGGUCGGCGAUGCUGUGUAUGCGAAUGAUCUGCACCUCCACACUGCGAUCCUUGCGGGCAGGACGGCGUCCCUUGCCGUGGGCAAACAUUCGUCCAUCGCACGACUGCUUUGUGCGGAAGCAGUCAACGGCUGCUAUGUGGAAGGGCCUUCGGCCGACAUCUCUGCAGCGCAGUGCCAACGAGGAGGAGGGCUGCAGAAGUCAGGCUUCCAGACAGGCUGCCUGAAGUGCGAAGAGGGCCAGAUCCGUUUGGCUGCCAACAGCAGCCACUGCCAGCCGUGCCCCAGCAUCCCAACGGCAGCUGUUGGCUGCGAUUCCACCGAGCUCAAGGUACCUCCAGGGUACAUGGUUAACACGACCAACCUCACGGACUGGUACCGUUGCCCGAACACGGCCACGUGCCCGGGUGGUUUUUUGAAGGCUGGCCGCAAACUGGAGGAUGCAGUCGAAGUGGUGCAGCCCAUGUGCGUCCUCGGCUACGAGGGGCCUGGGUGCAUGCGCUGCGCCGCGGAGUUCGCUUGGGCCGACAGCACCGCAAUGCAGUGCAUACGCUGCUCCACGUCCCAGUGGGAGGUCGUCCGUUUCGCCCUCUUCUAUCUGGCCAAGCAGAUGGGGCUGUUCAUGUCUGCCGUGGCCACUGUGACCAACGCGAAGCGCGACAAGAACAACAGCUCCGCCAUGCUGAAUCAGCUCAUGGCCUUUGCGGCCGUGGCGUCCGUAGCCAUGUCAGGUGCCAUGCAGACGGGCGCCUUCCGCCAUUUGCAAGAGUCCGCGCACAGGCUGGCCUCCCUGCUGGAGUCCUUGGAGCUCCCCAUAGCCCUGGCCCAGGGCCAAAGCACAGGUGCCCAGGUCUCCAGCCACUGCCUGCUCAGUCGCCGGGGCCUGGACGGCUCCUUCGUCACCGUGCACUGGGCAACCUCCAUCUUGCCGGCCUUUCUCGUCGCCAUUCUCCUGGCGGCCAAAGGCCUGGGAGUUGCCGUGGUGGUCGGUGUGAACGUCUUCCUACCCGCGUUCACCUCUGCCUUCGGCCGGUACCUAGUGGCAUAUCGGCUUCGGCCCGAGGGCGAGGAGGGCGGCAGGGAGCUUCGCAUGGACUUCCUGCCCUCCGGAGAUCCCCGCACCGUCAUCGCGCUCGUGCUCACGGCCAUCCUCCUCUGCUUCCUCUUUGCCAUCGGCAGCUGGUCCUACAUCGUCUGGACACGCAAGGAGCCCUUCCAGCAGCAUGUCCAAUUCCUCACGGCCUCCUACAAACCCAGCUGCGCAGCUUGGGAGGUGGAGCGGCUGGGCCGGAAGAUGCUCCUGGGCCUCCUCCCGGCGCUCUUGCCCGUGUCCCUCUCUCCGGCGCUGCAGAUGGGCGGCGUGAGCCUCAUCAUCCUCGCGUCCUUGGUCCUCUAUGACUACUACCGGCCAUACAAGGUGGAGUUUUGGAACCAGUUGGAGAUGGCUCUUCUCUUUGUGGCCUUGGCCAUCAUGGUCAUGACAUCGUGCUUGGUUGCCAACGACUUCCACUGGGCCCACUCUGGUGCCACGCAGGCUGCCCUGCUUUUUGCGAUCUGCUCCCUCGCCUCUGGCGUGUGCGUGGCAAUGAUCGUUGCCAUCGCGGUGGCCUUCUACGAUGAGCGCCGUGGGACGCAGCCUUCGCAGUGA
Molecule: messenger RNA, 1869 nt
Organism: Symbiodinium natans
Lineage: Eukaryota; Dinophyceae; Suessiales; Symbiodiniaceae
Source: the annotation of a GenBank genome assembly